Prorocentrum cordatum is the source of this 8001-nucleotide messenger RNA. NCBI's taxonomy places the organism in Eukaryota, Dinophyceae, Prorocentrales, Prorocentraceae. The record is from the annotation of a GenBank genome assembly.
AUGGCAGACAUUAGAAUGCAGCCUGGGGAGACUUUCAAGAAAGUUCGCAUCAAGAAGGGCCCACAUUACGAGGAAAGCGAAGUUGGAACAUGGCCGCCGCCGCUCGGCCUCGCGCCCACGCCCGCGCUCGCGCUCGCGGUCGCCAGCGCACCCGCCGGCGGCGCCAGCGCCGCCCUCUCCGGCGGCCCCGCCAGCCCCGCCCACGCCGCCAGCGCCGCCGACGCCGCCGCGGGCAACGCCCAGCGAGCGGCCGCCCUGCCGCAGCAGCGCCCGCCGCAGGUCCCCGCCGUCAUCGCCCUCGCGCGCGCGCCCGCGCUCGCGCUCGCCGCCGCGGCCGCCAGCGCCGCGGGGGUCGACCAGCGAGCUGCCGCCGCGCCCCGCAGAGGGCCAGCGUUCGCCGGCGCCGCCACUGCCGCCGGCGCCGCGGGCUUCGUCCCGCCCAGCGGAGGGCCAGCGUUCGCCGGCGCCGCCGCGGCCGCCGCGGGCGUCGUCUGGCGAGCGGCCGCCGCGCCCCGCGGAGGGCCAGCGAUCGAGAAGCGCAAGCAUGGCUACGUCGCAGUGGUGAAGGAGACAGGCAAGGCAGCCUCUGCGGAGGCGGCAGGGAAUCUCAAGCAGCAGCGUCAGCAAGAGGUCGAGUUCAUGGAGCGCACCCAGAAGCAGAAGCGAAGGGCGCUCACCGAGAAGGAGGCGAAGGAUAAGAGGGAGCUGGCAGCAGCAGUGGAGGCAGCGCGGGCACGCGCGAAGGCUGGCGGCAGCGCGCAGCGGAUCGAGUCGCUCAUGGACUCGGUGCCCAUCGCCCCCGCGGCGCACGUCGGGGCGGUGGGCAGCAAAGAUAUCCCAGAGCACCUGGACUACAAGGGCUCGGAGGCGCUGGUCUCGCCGCCCCAGCAGAGCGCGCGAGCGGAGCGUGCAGCGCGCCCUCAUCUUGCCGCGCGGUCAUUGCGGCGCCUCGCUGCGAAGAAGGUGCAGGUCGUCGGGCGGAGGCUGCUUGACGAGGACUGGUCACCAGGGCCGAUCGACAUCAAGGAUAUGGUAGCGAUCACACGGAGGAUGCUCGACUACGCGUUGUGUUCCGAGCCUUUCCAGCGCAUUCUGAAGGAGGUGGUGUCGGACCAGACGGGCCCAGGUGCGAGGAGCCAUGGGUUUGAGCGCGCCCGCUGCAAGGACCUGCCCAACGAGCGCAGGGUCGCAGACGGCGAGAUGGAGGACCUGUUCGGCGGCAACGAGACCAGCGAGGACGUCGGGGAGGCCGGCGGCCACGGCGAGCAGGAGGCCGCGCAGAAGGUCAAGCGCACGGCCGAGACGGUCUUCGAUUUCCCAGCGGGUCAGCGCGACGCGACCUGGCAGCUCGAGAUCGAGCAGGCGCCGCGGGGGGGCCGUCGUUCCUGGAGGUCACCACCCGACUGCAUCAAAGGAACGGCGUCCGUCCAGUUCGACCCGUUCGGCGUCUGCGUGUUAGGCGCGGAUUUCGGAGCGUGGGUUCGCGCUGCCGAGCAGCGCUACGUGGGCGUGUUAAAGGUCGAGCCCACGGCCGCGAGCGGGUCGAUUCCCAGCGGCGGCAUCGUCGAGAUGACAGGCAAGCAGAAGCGCGAGUGGAGGGCGGCCUUGCGCGGGAUCAGCGGCUUGAGCCCCGCGCAGUUUCAGCGCCUCGGAAUCGCAGCCGCGGCCGCUGCAAGGGCGGGCGAGCGCGCGGAGCUGGGGCGCGUCAACGAGGCCAAGAUGGACGAAUGGGCCGCGCCCAACAUGUUCGAGCACGCGGACGCGAAGGGCGCGAGGGAGGAGCUCCUCGACAUCUUCGCGAAGGUGGAGAGCACGGGCGCGUGGCCUCGGCAGCUCCUGGCCACGCUUGUCGGCCUCCUUCGCGAAGACGCCAGGGGCGAUCGAGCGAUAGGGCCGCUGUCGGAGGCGAUGGAGAUCUGGCCCAAUAUCAGGAGCGAGUGCACCGUCGAUUGCGCGAAGCACGUAGCAGGCAGGCGGGGCGCCGCGGUGGCGGGCGACAGCGCUCUCGAGGAGGCUUUGUUUCGUUCGUCCGCCGACGAGGUACUGGAGCGGACGCCCGCGCGGGCAUGCGCUGUCGCCGCGCUGAGGGACCUAGCCGAGUUCUACGACGCGUUUGAGCCCAUCCCCAUCAUGGACGAGGCGCCGCUCAGACUUGGGCCCCCCUGUCCGCACUUUGCGCUUGGAGAUGCUGAGUCGCUGGGGCGCUCGGCUCGUCAGAGAGGGGGCGGCGCGCGCGGGGCCCAUCGCUCCCGGUCGAUCGAUUUGCGCCGGUGCUCGUCGAGGCAUCGACUUCGGCAGGGUGGCGCUCUACGCGACGCGACGCUGGAGAAGGCCGGCAGCAGGUGCCUGCAGGUGUUAGCGCGCUCGCGGGUGGGCGACGUCACGACGAGGAUCGAGGGCUCGCGGUUCGAGUUGGCCAAGCAGCUCGCAGCGCCCGGCGUUGACUUCGCGACGGGCGCCAGGCAGGCCAAGCUCGCGCCGUCGAGCAAGUCUGCCCCGAUCGACAACGACACGGGCGCGGCGAAGGAGGUGUCGCUCAAACUGAGGGCGCGCAACAUCACGGUCAGGGCGAAGAGCCAGGCGCCCGUCUUGGGCAUCGACAGGGGCCGCAGAAUUUGCGGCGGCAAGCGCGCCGAGCGCGCUGCUCGCGCUGGUCGGCAGGCGGCGAAGGCUUUGAAGAUGGCGCGAAGCGGAAGGAGAGCCAGAGACGGAGCAAAGCAGGCCGUGCAGCGAGGGCCCUUGCCUCGGGCGGCCUGCGCCUGCAAGGUCGGCAUGGCCCCGAGCACGGGCGCGAAGUGGAGGCGCAGGCUCGCAUCGAUGGUGGCCCCUCGAUUUAGGGGCCGCUUCCUUACGACGCUGCUGCAGCUGGAAAUCGGGUCGGGCGGCCCCGCGUUCGGUUCGGUCUUCGCGAUGCUAGAGCCGGACACGGACGCGGCACGCCCGCGCGCCUUGGAGGAUCCGCUGUGUGGCGUCGACGAGGGCGACAUUGGUGCUGUAGCCUCUGGCAUGCAGGACGGGACCAUCCAGAUCGGGUCGCUAUCGGCUGGCCAGGGAGUCGAGAGCAGCACGAGCAGCGGCAGACAAGCUCACCCUCGGAGCGCGGGGCGAAGUGAUCCGACCAUGUCGAAGCUCUUGCGGGAGACCGCUGGAGGCCGCAACCAGGGAUUCGGCCAGAGCGGGUUGCUUCCAGAAGGCGCGGCCCGCGGUCGAAUGGGGCCCGCGGACUCGAUCGCCGAGAUCAAGCUCGAAGCCGACGGCGGGGGGUCGAGCAACGCGCAGAAUUCGCCGCGCAUGCGGAUGGAGAAGCAGGAGAUGGAUAGGCCCGAGCUGUCCCGCCAGCAUGUGUCCGUCAGGGAGAUCAGGUUCUCGCAGGACAGCAUCGGGGCGACGUUCCGGGACGGCCGCCCCCUGCAGGAGCUGGUCGACGACCUGCUCAGCGGGGCGGCGGAUCCUCUGCGGGACAGGUUUCUCGAGCUGGAGGUGAUCAACAUCCAGGGCGUGCGGUAUUCCAAGAACAACAGGAGGCUGAAGUGCCUGAAGCUCUACCAGGAGCGGGCUCGCCACGAGGUCACGGUGGCGAUCCAGGAAACCAUCGUGCCGGACGAGUACGCGAAGCUGAUGAUGGACUUCGCCACGCGGUUCACGAGCCAGUGCGGCGGGAGGCAUGUGGCCGUGCGGAGGGUCCCCCCCGUGAAGGGCGACUUCCACAAGCGGGUCAUGGCCGCGCGGGUCCGGCAGGGCCGCUCGCAGAUAUCCUGCGGCUCCCGAGAGGCACCAGCGGGCACAAGCGAGCCGAAGCAGGUGCAGGCGCCGAUCGGGCAACGGGCGGGGCUCGCCAGGAGCGAAUUGGGCACGAAAGGUCAGGCCACUUUCGCCUGGCUUGGAUCCUGCCCGAGGUGCCCCGAGUCUGUCUGCGGCUCCCUCGUGUGCGGAGAGGUGCACUGCCCCCCGGCGCCAGCGUGCCCGCAGUGCCCCGCGUGCCCAGGCUGCCCCGGGGCCCCCGAGCCAGCCUGCACCACCCCUGCGGCAGCGCCGCCGUGGCUCCCUGGCUGGCUCGCGUCCGCUGGACUCCUGCUGCUGGGCGCGGCCGGAGGAGCUGUGGUGCCUGCCCUCGCGCUGGGCACCUGGCAGGUGUUGCGCUGGCUGACGGGCGAGGCGCUGUACCACCAGCGGCGCGUUGUCGGGGUGCUGGCCUCCUCGGCGACUCAAGUGACUGACGCCGACGAGGUCAUCGGCGUCUCGCCGGAUGGCGACCCCGAGCAAAUCGACCUCUCCGGGGCCUCGCGGGACAUCGAGGCCUGGCGCUGGUCGGAGGUCUUCCGUCCUCCCCCGCCUGGUAUCCCGCGAGGUCAGGUGUACCGCUUCCAGCAGGAGCCCGACGCCGCCGCCCUCGCCACGAUGCGCGCGGACGCCGAGGCGUUCUGCGACGCCGCCUUCCUCGCUCGCGAGCGGGCGGCAGGGCAGCCAGCGGUGCUCCCGGCGACGGGCAGCCUGGUCGACGCCGUGUGGCCCGCGCCCGCGGCGCCAGCCGCGGCCGCCGCUGCGGCCCCCGCAGCCCCCGGGCUGCCGCUGGCGCUCCCUGGGAUGGCGCCCCCCCCGGGCCCUCCGGCCCUGGGCGCCCCCGCCGCGGCCGCCGCCCCGCUGGCCCUGCUCGGAGCACCCCCAGCCGCGCUGCCUGGCGCUGCUCCACCGGGGGCGGUGGUGGCGGCCCCGCUGGCCGCCGCGGCGCCUGGAGCCGCCGCCCCGGCCGCAUUCCCCGCAGCCAUGGCUGCUGGCGCCCCUGCAGCUGGGGCCCCGCUGGCCGCAGGACUGGGCAUGGUGGCAGCGGCACCCUACCCGGUGAUGGUCACGGUUGAGACGACGACGUACGGCCCGCGUGGGACUCCUGUGGCUCCGAACGGCACGGAGGUCAUGUCUGGCGACGUCGGCAUCCACACGGCUCCUGGCUAUGGUGGCUGGUUGGUUCGUACGAUUCGCUCCGACCAGGUGCAGGAUUUCAAGGGCCUCGAGGCAGCGGGUGACGCCCGCCUCCUCAGCGUGAUCGCGGUGAAUGGUCAACGCUCCCGUCGAGCCUGGCGUGACGUGGCCAGCUCGCUAUCCGAGAUCGCCUUCCCCGACUGGGCGAUAGAGGGCCCCCGCGCCACCCUUUGGUGCUGCCGAUGGAUCGACCGUCGGGGCGGGGGCCCUCUCGACCACCACCGCUUCUUCGUGAUGGUCCACCGCCUCCACAAGGACAGCUGGGGUGUCCCGAUGCACGAGUUCGGGAUGAAGGCCCUCGAGACCCUCGGCGCCUACGACUCGCUCGACCUGCCGAAAGUCGCGGGGAUCGAGUCGCUGAUGCGCGAAGUGCAGCUGGUCGAGUAUGCGUAUGCCAAGCACGACGGGUUUGCUGGGGCCAGCACCGAGGUGGCCGACGGCGACCUGAAUGCCAAGAAGAAGGGCCGUGGCCGUGGCCGCGGACGAGGAGGCGCCGCGGGCGCCUUCGGCUACCUGGACGAGCACACCGCCUUCCGGGGGCAGCGUGAGACGGGAGACGCCAUGGUGUGUCCCGCCCUGGUCGAGUGGGUUGGCAAGCAAGUCGAACGCGAUGCCAACAUUUUAAAGCAGGUAUUACAUACAGAGUACGUUGACAACUUCGUUGCCCUUGGCCUCUCGAAGGACCCCACGUAUGCCGUGACUGACUCCGUCGAUCGCAGUCUCCGAGACGCUGGGUUUCGCACCCGCGGUCCGACGGUGUCGGCUGGAGGGGGUGUUCUCGGUUGGACCUUCGACCAGGACGCCCCGACGAUCGGGAUCAGUCACCGCAUAGGCUGGCGAAUACGACUAGGGUGUCUGGCUGUCGCGGACAUGAAGUACGCCUCGGGGGAUCUUGUCAGGGUCGUCGUGUCACACUUCACGUCUCGGGCUCUGCUGCGCCGUGAAUUACUCUCAUGUCUGCAGGCUUCGUAUUCUUUCAUCGAGUCGUCCGGCCACCACACGCGUGUUCUCUGGAGCUCAGUCAAACGGGAGCUUCGUUGGUGUGCCGCGCUGAUCGCACUCGCUUUCCGCGACGUCAAUGCCGCCUGGUCCCCCAUGGUCUACUGCACCGACGCGUCCUGGUGGGGCGCAGGGGUCGUCAGGGGCAUCCGCAGCGUCCAGGAAGUCCAGCACGUGGGCCACUAUACGGAGCGCUUGCGUUACUCAGCGGCCCACGAGGCCAUCCUCAAGCCACGGGACUCGGCUCUGAAGUGUUCGGUCAGCGGCGGGGUCACCGCCUCCCCCCAGGACUCCGAGAUCCCGAAGGCCCCCUUCCCCGAGGUCCCAGAGUCGGUCUACGGCGGCGACUGGUCCCUCGUUAUGUCCCAGAAGUGGUCCCGCAAGGAGGCCCAGGUUGUCUUGGAGGCUCGGUCGCUCGUGCUCACCGUGAAGAACAUAGUUCGGAACACUCAGAACUUCGGUUGCAAGCACCUGGAGCUUUCCGAUUCAAUGCUGCGCCGAAUCCAGUUGCAGCACUCGGGCCCGCGGGGCUCGAGGUCCUCCGAGAUGGCUUCCUCGGCGACAGCCGUGACGGCGGGCCCGCAGCUGGUGCCGUGCCCCCUGGGCGCCCACGCCGGGGGCCUGCCCCGUGCGGAGGUGGCGCCCAACCUCCCGGCGCCCUCCUCGCGGCGCCCAUGCCGCGAGCGGGUGCCCCACGGCCCCGGCGCUCAGGAGGCGAGGGCCGCCAAGCGGGCGAGGGCCAUCCCCGCUGCCGCAGAGGCCCCACCGCCGCCAGGCGCCCCGACCUUCCUCGAGCUGCAGAGCGUCUCGCCGAAGGCCGCCCAGGACUACCAGACGUACGCGACGGCGUUCUACCAGUGGGGCCAGGAGCGCCACCUGCUCAGCGACAUCGCGACCUCGCUGAGGUCGGCGCCGGCGAUCGACCUAGCCCUCGUGACGUACAUGCACGAGAAGUUCUUCGCAGGCGAGCUCUCCUACGUGCCGACGAAGCUGAUCGCGGGUCUCCGCUACUUCUGGACAUACCCCAACGGUGCGCCCCUCGAGCUGCCCCGCAGCUUUCGCGCCUUGACGGGCUGGAAGCGCAUGGUGCCCGCCCAGAGCCGCCUGCCGUACCCCUGGGUGAUGGAGGCAUUGGCCAGCAUCAUCACCUUCACGUUCUACCUGCGCCCCAGCGAGUGCCUGCGUCUGCAGGGGAAGCUGAUCACAGCUCCUGCCCAGGCGCCUCGCCGUGUGCAGGACGGCCAGGGCCAGAUGCGGCCCCUCCUCCUGCACCCGCAAGAGGGCGGCGCCACGUCCAAGACGGGCCGCGUGGACGAGAGCCUGCUAGCGGACAACCCCCUGUUCCCGUGGUUGCCGCAGGUGCUGGGCCUCCCGAAGGCCAAGUUCCCCCACUCGCUGGUCUUCAACUUCGGCCAGGCGCAGUGGGGCCGGGCCUUGAAGGGCGCGGCGUCCGCUUGCGGGCUCACUGCCCUGGGCGACCCGUGUCUGCACCGCCUCCGCCACGGAGGGGUGUCGCACGACCUCCUCUUCAAGGCUCGCACUCUCCUGAGCGCCAAGAAGCGCGGCCGCUGGGCCAGCGACCGCAGCCUGGCCCGCUACGAGCGGGGCGGGCGCAUCAACGAGCAGCUGAGCCUCUUGUCCCAGGACAUCCUCAUCGCCGCCGACCUGGCGGCCUCGAACAUUGGCCAGCGGGGCGUCCCCGCGGCCCUCGAGAUCUUCGCUGGCUCCGGGCACCUGUCUGAGGUUUGGCGCCGAUCCAUGAGGUCGGCUGGCCACCCUGUUUUCGAGAUCGACAUACGGCACGGGGUUGAGCAUGACAUGUGCAGUAAGGCCCUGGUCAAGCUUAUUCGGGGCUGGGUCCGAGGUGGGCUCGUGACGGCCGUGUUCAUGGGUACGCCGUGUAAUUCCUUCUCUCUUGCACGGAACCGCCCUAACGGUCCCCCGACCCUCAGGACGUCCGAGUACCCCGAGGGCCUCCCCAAGCUCUCAGACAGCUGCCGCAAAGAAUUUCAGUAUCUUCCGUGA